GUAAUAAAACAUACUUAACAUGGACAGUAGGAAAGAACUAUAAUAUCCACUAUCUCUAUUUGGAAAGAACGGUACAGAAAUAAUAAAUUAAUUUUACUAAAAUAAACGUUUGUUUUAUUAAUAUACUUCGUAUGAAGAUUCUUUAAAGAACUUUCAGUUAUAUUCACAAAAAGGUUAAUCACGUGUGACCUACAACAGUUUAGUUAACAUAAGACUCGGUAGUCGAUACUCGGUACCGGUGAACCAGCGUGCCAUACGAAAAGGUUACAGUCUCUGAGCGUUCGGUCGAUUCUUGACCGGUGAAAGAAAUAUAAAAAAAAGAAUAUGAUCUUUCACGGUCGGCAUUCGUCCGUGGAAACAAAAUAUGCUGGAAAAGGAAAGGGGAAUAGUUGGAGAAGCUGGAAGGGCGAGAGGGGCCGAUAAGAGAAAUCGAGCUGAACGUGCUACGUGGAAUCGUGAAAGUAAAGGCGUAUCCCGCUUUACCUAUGAGUUGGGAUAGGUUACAGGUCGCGGUCAAAUACCUGUUGCUCGACUCGUUGUCUAUUUAUUUUCAUCUAUUUACUUAAGGUCAGGUUCGGACAGAGAGAUACAGUGCAAGCAGCUAUCUUUCAAUUUAUCUACUGUUAUCUACUGAUAAGAGUAUUUCAAAUAACGCGAUUGAUAUCAACUGCUCUUGUUGCAUACGCGGCUGUCAAACGAAGAAGUGGACCUCGUGAACAUGGAGUCUCUUAAGAAAAAGCUGAUAGAAUACAAUCAGGAACAUCUGUUAAAAUUUUGGGACCAAUUGUCAGAUAAAGAGAGAGAGAAUCUUUAUCAAGAUAUAUCUGAAUUAGACCUGGCAGAUGUGACAUCAUAUUUUGUCAAUGCAGUACAUGCAUCGAGUAGUAUGCAGAAUAUGUUGGAUGACAAGGUGACUCCGAUUCCUAAAGAAAGUAUUGCGUCAUUGAAAAUCACAGAUAAAGAGCAAUUAAGAAUAUAUGAAAAAUUGGGACUGCAAGAGAUAGCAGAUGGAAAAGUAGCUGUAUUGUUAAUGGCUGGUGGCCAGGGUACUAGGCUAGGUGUAUCUUAUCCUAAGGGUAUGUACAAUGUGGGUCUACCUUCUGGAAAAUCUCUCUUCCAACUGCAGGCAGAAAGAAUACUUCGUUUACAAAAUAUGGCAAAAAAAGAAUGUGGGAAAGAUGGAGAAAUUAAAUGGUACAUAUUAACUAGUGAAGCUACUCAUGAAACAACUGUAUCUUUUCUACAAAAACAUAACUAUUUUGAUCUGAAAGAAAAGAAUGUUAAAGCCUUUAAACAAGGUAUGCUUCCAUGUUUUACACUGGAUGGAAAAAUCAUUUUGGAUAAAAAAUAUAAAAUUUCAAAGGCACCAGAUGGAAAUGGAGGAUUGUAUCGAGCUCUAAAGGUGCAAGGAAUAUUAGAUGAUAUGAAACAGCAUGGAAUUCGCAGUGUUCAUGUUCAUUCGGUUGAUAAUAUCUUAAUAAAAGUGGCAGAUCCUAUUUUUAUAGGAUACUGCUUAUCUUCAUGCACUGAUUGUGGAGUUAAAGUUAUAGAAAAAUCUUCUCCGAAUGAGUCAGUAGGAGUUGUGUGUAAAGUCGAUGGUAUCUACAAAGUCGUAGAGUAUAGUGAAAUUUCAAAAGAGACUGCUGAAUUGCGUUCGGAUGACGGACAAUUAAUAUAUAAUGCAGCAAAUAUAUGUAAUCACUAUUUCACCGUAGAUUUUCUACAUGAUGUUGCUAUAAAUCACGAAAAGGAAAUGGAACUUCAUGCUGCUAAAAAAAAAAUUCCGUAUAUCGACGCAAAUGGAAAUCGAAUUGAACCCAAAUCUCCGAACGGUUUUAAAAUCGAAAAAUUCGUAUUUGAUGUAUUCGAAUUCGCGAAACAAUUAUCAGUUUGGGAGGGAAUUCGCGAAGAAGAUUUUAGUCCUCUUAAAAAUGCGGAUUCUGUUGGCCAAGAUUGUCCAAGUACCGCGCGAAACGAUGUACUUAAAAUACAUAAAAAGUGGCUGUUAAAUGCUGGAGCUACAUCUGUAGCAAAUGAUGUAGAAAUAUCUCCUCUAUUAUCUUAUGCGGGAGAAAAUUUAAAUCACAUGAUGGGGCUAUCAUUAGAAGGACCGUGUGUAUUGGAAUAACAAAAUUCAAUAUGUACUGCUUUUGUACCUUUUUACAAUACUGUUCUUGUUAAGAGUCUUUAAACUAUCAUAAGAAUGUAUUCUGUGAUUUAAUGAUAAAAUUUAGCUAUAAAAAUUGUCGACAUUCUUAUAUAAAUUUUAUAACAGUAAAAUACGAAAGUAUUACGUACACACGCAUAAGCUUCUAUAAUAGAAAGAAAACGAAAUAUAUCUUGCGCGCGAGUAUGUUCACGUAUGUAGAUAUUAAAAAAAUUUACAGACUUAAUUAUUAUAUUAAUUUAUCUGAAUCAUGUAAUUAUAAAAUAUGUAUCAUAAAAUUAUAAAAAUUAAUGUAAUGUGAUGAAAGUGUAACAAAAUUCAUGUAUUUUGGCAUUAUGCAUUUACAUCAAUUUUGUACGAUUGGUAUAAAUAUAAUAAAAGAAUAGGAGCAUAA
This is a messenger RNA of Bombus huntii, 2561 nucleotides long. It is a transcript of the gene mmy, whose product is annotated as UDP-N-acetylhexosamine pyrophosphorylase. The transcript is spliced from 3 exons. Lineage: Eukaryota; Metazoa; Arthropoda; Insecta; Hymenoptera; Apidae. Gene Ontology annotation, biological process: UDP-N-acetylglucosamine biosynthetic process. The record is from RefSeq and is a predicted model, not a curated record. Bases 719 to 2128 code for a protein of 469 amino acids. Gene Ontology annotation, molecular function: UDP-N-acetylglucosamine diphosphorylase activity.